AUGCACUGCUUGUACUCGCUGCACUGCUUGUACUCGCUGCACUGCUUGUACUCGCUGCACUACUUACACUACUUGUACUCGCUGCACUACUUGUACUCGCUGCACUACUUGUACUCGCUGCACUGCUUGUACUCGCUGCACUGCUUGUACUCGCUGCACUGCUUGUACUCGCUGCACUGCUUGUACUCGCUGCACUACUUGUUCAUGUGGCCAUGGUGGAGCUUUCACUCGCGACUCCUGUGGUAUCAGAUGGAGUCCUUGUCCCCAGCAGCCAAGUGUCUCUCUCCCAGCUCCUUCGCCACCUCGAAGACGCGCAUGUGGCCAAGGAAGUCACCGAACGUCGCAUGUGAGCAUCUGACGAAGAAGCAGGCCUUCAGCUCCCGCAUGCUCAUGGACGAGCAGGACUUUCGGGAAAUGAUGAAGAGACUUCAACAAGCACUUGCAAGCAUGUCCAACAAGUCCAAAAUCCUGCAAGACCUAAAUCACACUGACCAGCCCUUGAGUGCCAAACAGAUCAGCUCUUCGACCUGGGCUUGCAGUUUUCGUCAGGAGAGGAUGAAGAGGUUGAUGGAGGUCUUGCCCUCCGACGCUUGUGGUCCAUGCGAGGAGCAACUGGUGAAGCUCAAGAAGAGGAUCGCCAAGCUGAAGAGCCUCCCUGCCUUCUCCCACCGAGAGCAGCUUGACCACAUCUGGAAGAGAGUGCACGACCUCGCGGAGGAGAGGUCUUUUCUGUCAGAGACUCUAUAUCAAAGCCGCGAAGAGGAGCGUUAUCACGUGCGAGCCAAGAAGUGGGAUCAAGCUCAGAUGAACAAGCACGCGCAAGACUUGGAGAUGCUACCCAGGAUCGAACAAGUCAGCGAGAAGCUCGCAGAGGUAUGGGCCUCCAUCAGACCAGCCGAGCUGCAGGAGAGCGAGGAGAGAGCUGGGUAUCGCGAGUGCAUAGAAGAGUUUGUGGAGAGAAGAGACUACGUGUCUGCCAACGAGAUGUCGAGAAGGCUGGAGGACAUGCAGGCAAUGAGAGACAGACAGCAGGCCAACACCUUGAUGGCUCGCUUGUUCCAGAGAGCUGGGGAGAGAGGAGGAGUCAUCCGGGCCAUGACGGAGGUUGUCAAAAGAAGCGACCCUCGCUCUCUCCCAGACGAGCCUCUCUUCGACGAAGACUUGCUGGUGUUCCUGCUAGACAAGCAGUUGGAGGUUCUGCGGGAGAGGUCGAGAACGUGGAGGCUCGACUAUGAAGCAGACCCCGCACAGGUUGACGAGCUGAUCGCAAGAGUCGAGAACUAUCAAGCGCUCCUCUCUUGGAGGUUGUCAGCGCUGGAGCGACUGCAGGAAGCAGAGGAAGCUGUGGAAAGCAUGCGAGCUGUCGUCGAGGAGCUUCUCGUCCCCUCGCACGGAAAGCUCUCGAGGGUGACGGCCGCGAGGAUUGUGAGGCUUGUGUCUCCUACUCAUCUUGAGCAUCUCUCCUUUGACCUCUCGCGCCUUCGCCGCCUCCUUCUGCAUCGCGACAGCCUCUUGGCCCUCGCGGAUGACCUGGAGGACGCGAGCAGAGGCGGUCAGAAGCCAAGGCAUGCGCCCGACAGGUCAAGUCCUGGUAGCGGAUCGCGGGAAUCAUCGGGUGCAAAUCUUGUCCGACAACGGCAGGCCUUCGCGAGUCGAGGCUCAGGAGAUGGAGAGCUGGAGAGCCCAAGCGGGGUAGCUGUGAGUGAAGACGGAAGAGUGCUGGUGGCUGAUCGAGGGAACAAUCGUAUCUCCGUGUUCAACAUGGAGGGGCGUUGGCUCUAUCACAUAGGGAACGGGACGGGAGUAGAAGCAGGGGAGAUGCAGGGGCCUUGCGGGGUGAGGAGACGAUGGCUGCGGGCAAAUAGUGAGAGGCUGCAGGUGGCGACAAGCAGGAGGAACGAAGUCCUGGUGGCGGACUGCGGGAACCAUCGCGUCCAAGUGUUCACGCUAGACGGAAACUUGAAGCGAAUCAUGGGGGAAGGGCUGAGAUAUCCCAUCUGUGUGGCGGCGAGGAAGAGCGGGGAAGUGCUGGUCACAGAGAGAGGAGGAAGCAGCGUCAAGGUCUUGUCGCCCGACGGGAGGCUCGUUGCUUCGCUUCCCCUCGCCGCAAGUCGACAAACUCGCAACGAGUUUCACGUCUGUGCCAUGGGCGAGAGGAUAGCAGUGUCUGACGCAGCAAGUCACGUCGUGCGUGUGUUGGAUGCCGGGAGCGGAGAGGUGCUUUCGCAGCUGCUGCUGCAGCACCAUGACACCUCCCUCAUCUCUCCUAAUGCUCUCGCCGCCUAUGACGAUAGUCUGAUCGCCCUCGCCGACCAUGCGAGGCACAGCAUCGUGUUUGUACAGGAAGAGAAGUAG
This is a messenger RNA of Guillardia theta CCMP2712, 2355 nucleotides long. RefSeq lists its product as hypothetical. NCBI's taxonomy places the organism in Eukaryota, Cryptophyceae, Pyrenomonadales, Geminigeraceae. The record is from RefSeq and is a predicted model, not a curated record. Bases 1 to 2355 code for a protein of 784 amino acids. Gene Ontology annotation, molecular function: ubiquitin protein ligase activity; protein binding. Gene Ontology annotation, biological process: protein polyubiquitination; proteasome-mediated ubiquitin-dependent protein catabolic process. The transcript has 19 exons.